CCAUGGUAACCGCCUUAGCGACCAGCCCAGCAACCGGCCGGCGCUGGGCAGCAGCGGCCGCGGAGCCCUGAGCGGCGGCGACAUGUUCAAGAACACCUUCCAGAGCGGCUUCCUCUCCAUCCUGUACAGCAUCGGCAGCAAACCGCUCCAGAUCUGGGACAAGAAGGUGAGAAAUGGACACAUAAAGAGGAUCACAGAUAAUGACAUCCAGUCUCUGGUGCUGGAGGUGGAGGGCACCAAUGUCAGCACCACCUACAUCACGUGCCCGGCAGAUCCCAAGAAAACCCUCGGGAUCAAGUUGCCGUUCCUCGUCAUGAUCAUCAAGAACUUGAAGAAAUAUUUCACCUUCGAGGUUCAGGUGUUGGACGAUAAGAAUGUGCGUCGACGUUUCCGAGCAAGUAACUACCAGAGCACGACGCGAGUCAAGCCUUUUAUCUGCACAAUGCCCAUGCGGCUUGACGACGGCUGGAACCAAAUCCAGUUCAACCUGUCGGACUUCACCCGACGGGCGUACGGCACCAACUACAUCGAGACACUGAGGGUCCAGAUACACGCCAAUUGCCGGAUUCGGAGAGUUUACUUUUCGGACAGACUGUACUCGGAGGACGAGCUGCCCGCGGAGUUCAAGCUGUACUUACCCGUCCAGAACAAGUCUAAGUAGUGAACAGCCCCUGUGGGAUGACAGCUAGGACCUGCGAGCAACACUCUCUCACUCACCAGCGAAGGCUGAAGGAAACAGAAGAUGUAAAAGAAACUAAAAAUCAAUAGAUCUUUGUAUAUUUUCAUUGACUAUCGACCUGUGAUUUUGUUGCUGUCCACGGGUGUCUCUCUUCACUGUUGUAUCUUGUAUGCUAUUUGAAAUAAAAUGUUCUCACUUGA
Messenger RNA from Callorhinchus milii (elephant shark), 879 nucleotides. RefSeq names its product cilia and flagella associated protein 20 (gene cfap20). Bases 83 to 661 code for a protein of 192 amino acids. Lineage: Eukaryota; Metazoa; Chordata; Chondrichthyes; Chimaeriformes; Callorhinchidae. Gene Ontology annotation, biological process: cilium assembly; positive regulation of cell motility; regulation of cilium beat frequency involved in ciliary motility. Gene Ontology annotation, cellular component: motile cilium; ciliary basal body. The record is from RefSeq and is a predicted model, not a curated record. The transcript has 6 exons.